AUGGAAAAGAAGGCCGCGGAACCAUGGCAACACGUCCACAAGUGCAGCGGAUCGCUCGUCGACAAAAAUUGGGUGAUGACGGCGCCGGCGUGUGUGGAAGGCAACAUCGAGAACUUACUUGUUGUCGCUGGAGCUGCAGAUCUUCGCGCUGGCCUACUACUUAAGCAAACCCGAGAAGUUGCCGAGAAGCACAUCCAAACCAACAUCAACUCCCACCUUGCGCUGAUUCGGUUGAAAACCCCGCUGGAUUUUGGCGCCAGUGUUAACGCCACGGUUCUGACCGACUCGGCGGGAAAGGUCAUCGACGAUCCGCGGGAGAUGAAGGCUUUGGGCUGGGGCCAUCCGGGUUCAGGUCUAGUUGAACGGCUUCGGAUCAUCACCGUCAACGAGAACAAACAGACAUGUCAAUCCCUGAUACCGAUGCAACUUUGCUGGGUGGUUAGCUAUCCGGGGGUUUGCCAGGGUGACGUCGGCGGAGCGCUCAUAUAUCCGGCACUGAAUUCGGCCAACCAGAUCAUCUACGUGCAAAUCGGCGUCAUCGCCCCGUACGUCGAUUCGUGCGCUAGCAAAAAUGAUCAGGCGCAUUUCUUGUGGCUGCGUACGCGCUGCGAUUGGAUCGCCAGGAUCGUUGGGCACAAGGGUCAAGGAAAACUGGUCUUCUCGCCCCAGUACACGCAAGUGGAG
Molecule: messenger RNA, 684 nt
Organism: Mesorhabditis spiculigera
Lineage: Eukaryota; Metazoa; Nematoda; Chromadorea; Rhabditida; Rhabditidae
Source: the annotation of a GenBank genome assembly